AUGGCCUCCCCUAGUGUUCUCACCUUUGACGCUGAGGGUCGGGCAGUUGACUUUGAGGUCUGGGUAGAUGAUCUGCAGCUUUUCCUAGAGUGCGAUAGGGCAGACGGUCUCUCCCUGUUCGACCUCACUUCUGGUGCCUCUUCCCUGACCUUGCUGCCUUUCCCACAGGACCACUUCCUCUCAGUUUGCCCCACCACUCUCACCGUUGACCUCCUCAAGAAGGCCCUCCUAGCGGCAGAGAAGAGCAUAGUCGCUGUAGGAGCCUCUCGUGGUGACCCUCGCACUCCCGUCUUUGAGGGGUGUUCUCCCUCCCCCCUCUUGCCCUCUGUUGCCUCUGCCGCUGCGGCCGACCUCGUUGGCUUCGAGCCGGUCGGCGCUGCGUCUGCCCCGAGCGGGAAACGCCGCACCGGCAAGGGCAAGGGGGGCAAGGGCGCUGGAGCGGAUGGAGGGAGCGGUGGAGGUGGUGGUGGAGGCAGUGGAGGGAGUGGGGGUGGUGGUGGGAGUAGUGCCGGGGGUGGCGGCGGCGGCGGCAACAGUGGAGGCGGCGGAGGCGGUGGUGGUGGCGGAGGGAGCGGAGGCGGUGGAGGUGGCGGAGGAGGCGGAGGCAGCGGAGGAGGCGGCGGAGGCGGCGGUGGUGGAGCGGGUCGCAACUCUGCGCAGAGGAGUGGCUCCGGUGGUGGUCCGCGCCAGCAGCAGCGGAGUGGUGUGACCCUGUCCCCUCAGCAGCUUCAUGAGUGGUACACUGCGCGUCAGCGCGGUGGGGGUUUUGGUCCCUGCACUUACGUCCUCCGUACCGGCGACCGAGCUGGUGAGCAGUGCGGAGGCUCGCACUCCACCCAGCGCUGCUUGGGUCGCCUGACGGAUGCGUGGCGUUGCCAAUUCCCUGAGGCGUCAGAGAUCCCUCGCUGGGGAGAUCUGUCUAGGGCGGGGGUUGCUGUCUUUGAUCUUGACUAUGAUGCUAUCCUUGCUGCCAUGUAUGCUGUGACUACUAGUGUUGAGGGUGACUCUUACCUGUGUGUACCGCCUGACCUGGGCAUUGAGGCCACUGCUCUAGGUGCUGGUGAGGCUGCUGCUCUAGGUGCUAGUGCGUCUGCUGCCCCAGGUGCCAGUGCGUCUGCUACCCUAGGUGCCAGUGCGUCUGCUGCCCCAGGUGCUGGUGAGUCUGCUCUCUUAGGUACUACGUCGGCUCAGGCCUUCCACACCUUCACCCUUGACUCGGGUGCGUCCCGCUCCUUCUUUCGAGACUGCACCACUCUUACGCCGCUCAGUCGGCCGGUUGCAGUCUCCCUGGCAGACCCUUCAGGGGGUCCUGUCCUUGCUAGCUUCUCCACUGUCUUACCGUGCCCGGCAGCCCCCUCUGGCACCCUGUCAGAUAUCUGA
Closterium sp. NIES-65 is the source of this 1380-nucleotide messenger RNA. The record is from the annotation of a GenBank genome assembly. Lineage: Eukaryota; Viridiplantae; Streptophyta; Zygnematophyceae; Desmidiales; Closteriaceae.